UAUAGCCCUUAACGUUGUGCUUCUUUUUUUGUGUUUGCUCUUAGGCAACACACACAAUCGCUUUGUGCUACAGAGAACGGAUAUGAACCUUCUGUCCGUGGCCACGACGCAAAGCUUCCAGUUCCACAUCCCUGGUGGUGUGGAAGAUCCAACGGACUAUCAAUUGUUGGUUCAAGUCACUGAUGAGUUUGGAGGAACCAAAGCACACCAGCUAACCAGCACAGCAACAGUGGUUAUACAUGUUAUCCCAUGGACAACAACGCAACCAACCACCAGUACACCAACCACUCCGUUUACCACAGCUGUGCUGAUACGGAUCUCGUGGUACUGGAGUCCGGAUGGUUGGUUUGUGGCCCUGCUGGUUUUAUUAGGAGCAUCCGCUUUUACAGGACUCUACGUACUGGCGUGGGCUCUCCUCAAGAAUCAUCCCAGAUAUGGCCGGUUCUUUCCGAAAUGUGAGAAACCUGAAAAAACACCUGGGAACCACAUCACUAAAGCUGGCCCAAAACGACCAAGGAGUUUCCCUCCAUUGGAUGAAAAGCCAAACUUAAGUGACAAAUGGACACUACUCCCUGUUGAUUCACUGACAGGAUUUGGCCAACCUUUGGAUCAGUUUGAUGGACGUACUGUAGAUGAAGUGUCGGGAAAAUCCUAUUUAUUCAACAGCCGGACUGGGCAGAGAAGAUGGGUCAAUUAAAACUUGUAUCUACAAGAGAAAAUUGUCUAGAAGCAAUUACGAACACAAUUUGCACCUAACUUCAAAAGGACUUGUUUUUAGUACGUGCUCUUGCAAACAUUCUGAACAAUCAUACAAGGCCGGCUUAUAUGUGAUUGACUAAGCUGCUACUGUAUUGAAACUUUUGCUAAAUCCCAGUUAACAAUUUCUUUAUUCACUACUGAUAUCUGUCAAACUAAAAUUCCAUCUUACAAUUUACAAUGGUACUGUGGGUUGACCUUAUAGCAUGGUGCUUUCAAUCAGAAGUCGUGAACUCUAGCCUUGUUGGCACUGUUCACUUUGAGAGCACACAUAGGGACGGAUUACCUCUCCAAAGACGUUACUUUCAAGCAUUUUCAAAUGUUAUCUUGUAUGUUGUGGGUGUUAUUCAGAUUGUAAAAUGGCAAAUGGGUAAUUACAACAACAAUGUGACAGAGAAUGUAGAAACAAAGAACAACAGAUGCUGGUUAAUACACAAAAGAAUGACAAAGUGCUGCAGUAGCUCAACAGGCGAGGCAGCAUCUCUGGAGAACAUGGAUAGGUGACGUUUGGGGUCAAGGCCUUAAACAUCACCUUUCCAUGUUCUCCCGAGGUGUUGCCUGACCAGCUGAGUUACUGCAGCACUUUGAGUACAUCAAGGUGAUAUGGAGCUGUUUUGAUUUCCGCAUUCCAAUGAGCAUGGCCAUCUCCCCUUUACUGCCACACGUACUUCAUCGUUCUGGGCUGGGAAUAGGAGAAAUCAAACAAGGCUUUGAAUUUGGGUCACUACCAGGUUGGAACUCCUCCUGUUUGAUAAUGAGCUAAAGCAACCUCUUUUAUAGUAACCCCAACUUUUAAUGAAAUUACCAACAUGAACUUUUUAGACUGGCAUAGAGAACCGUUGCUUUAAUUGGCAACAGAAAUAACAUAAGGCUGCAAAUACCCACUGAAUAAACGGUGUGUUACAGGGUUUCAGAAUGGAGAUAAAAUGUUUUAAGAAUAAAGCAAUAAAGACUUUACUGCUGGUAUAAUUAUCAUACACUACUGCCAGGUGAGGGUUUGCUGCAUUUCCCACAGUCCAACAGUUUUAUUGGCCUUUUACAGAUAUUGUUUACUUAAUCAACAUCACUUCUUGUAACUGCGAGAAAUAUACGGAUUGUAUGGCCAAUUUUGCAUGAACAUUUCAAAAAAUAUGAACUUAUGAUAGAUUUGCAGGUUGGUUGAGUUGGCAUGGAGGCCUUUAUUUUUUUUUGGGUGAAAAUACUUUCAAUAUGAAAGACUCCACCACUCGAUUAAAGGAAUAGUUCAGUUAUACGGGAGUAUUGAGAGUAUCUGCAUAACUACAAGGAAACUUGACAUAGUUAAACACAAACUGAAAGGAAAUACGGUGAUCUCAGUUCUAAACCAUUUAGUUGAUAAGACUGAGCAAAAGAGGAAAUCUUUUGCUUAUUUAAUUGGAUAUUUAAGGAUUUGGAAAUUACACAGUUCCACGGAAGGGAAGCAGGUUGUUGGCCCAGAGAAGUUUGUGCUCAGCCAUUGCCACAAUUCAUUUUUAAUCCCAGUUUGCUCCAGAUCUCUAAUCGUCUUUCUAGAGAAAUAACGGUUUCCCUUUUUGAUGUCUCAACUGGUUUUGGCAGCCAUAACAGUUUGGUCAGUGCUCACGGACGCAAGUUUGCUGGAUUCUCUUUCUGUUGUAGUACUUUGAAUCAUACUCUGCCAACACUCCAUAUUUGUUAUACCACAAAUUACAGAGCCAAUGUCAAGAUCUGCACUUUACUGGCUCGUGUUGGGCAUUCAUAUGAUCAUAAAACAUAGCAGAAUCAGGUUAUUCGGCCCAUUGAGUCUACUCCUCUAUUCGAUCGUAGCUGAUCUAUUUUUCCCUCUCAACCUCUUUCUCCAUCUCCCUGUAACCAUUGACACCUUUACUAAUCAAGAACCUAUCAAUCCAUUUUUUUUAAUACCCAAUGACUUGGCCAUGUGACAUUGAAUUCCACAGAUUCACUACCCUCUGGCUCAGGAAAUUCCUCCUCAUUUCCAUUCUUAAGGCUUGUCCUUUUAUUCUGAGGCUGUGUCCUCUGGUCCUGGACUCUCCCACUACUGGAAACAUCCUUUCCACAUCCACUCUAGGUUUUUCAUUGUUUGCAAAACCUGCACUUCGCAUGAUGAAUAGUAUGUUGAUUAUAUAUUUGUUUUGUCUUGUACUCUAUGGAGAUAAAAUUUUCUGUAUUUUUCCAAAUCGGUUUAAUAGAAUAAAAACAUGCGGCACGCAUAAAAUAUGUAUUAAUCAGA
Molecule: messenger RNA, 2983 nt
Organism: Leucoraja erinaceus (little skate)
Lineage: Eukaryota; Metazoa; Chordata; Chondrichthyes; Rajiformes; Rajidae
Product: cadherin-related family member 4-like
Exons: 6
Coding region: 83-697 (204 amino acids)
Source: RefSeq, a predicted model, not a curated record